This is a messenger RNA of Diachasmimorpha longicaudata, 882 nucleotides long. RefSeq names its product sentrin-specific protease 8. The transcript is spliced from 2 exons. Bases 147 to 806 code for a protein of 219 amino acids. Gene Ontology annotation, biological process: proteolysis; protein deneddylation. NCBI's taxonomy places the organism in Eukaryota, Metazoa, Arthropoda, Insecta, Hymenoptera, Braconidae. The record is from RefSeq and is a predicted model, not a curated record. Gene Ontology annotation, molecular function: deNEDDylase activity; cysteine-type peptidase activity.
AGGGGUUAGCUGAGACGUUUGGCAACUCAUACAGGACUAGUGGCGCCUCUCAGAUGAUGUAUUUUCAGAGGUUCAACGUGUGAAUAAACAUCAUUUUCAACAGAAAAAUUGUUGCACUGGUUGAACUCCAACAAAGGGUGAGACUCAUGUCGGGCUCCCAGGAUGUGAUCCUAAGUUACCAUGACGUCCUCAUUCGUAAAAAGGAUUUUGAAACUCUGGAAAACGACUGUUGGCUAAACGACAUCAUCAUCGGCUUCUUCUUCGACUACCUUGAGCGUGAGAAAACCAAAUCUUCUUCUAAGAAGAUCGUCUUUUCGAGUCCUGAACUGACCCAGCUCUUGAAGCUUAUGAAUGUCGACGAUUAUUCCGCCAUCUUAAAUUCCAGGAUAUCUCCGACAACUGAUUUUGUGUUCUUUCCUGUGAACAACUGCAACGACAGGGAGGAUCCAGGUGGGGCCCAUUGGAGCCUCCUAGUUUAUUCCAAAUACGAGGAGUCAUGUUUCCACUUAGACUCCUGUGGAGGCUCUAAUGGGGCCGACGCCAGGAGAUUCUCCCGGAAAAUCCUGAAAUUUUUGACAGGAGGGAAAGGAAAGGGAUUUUUCGAGGUUGCGUGCCCUCAGCAGGGCAAUUCUUACGACUGUGGAAUAUUCGUGCUCUGUUUUGCUGAACAUAUUUUGGGAUCUUUAGUAGCAGGGGUUGAAGGGGUGGGAGGAUGUGAUUUCCAGGGAGUGGAGGGCGAGGUGAAGGGCGCGAGAAAGAGGAUUAUGAAGUUGAUCAAGGAAUUAAGAGGGAGAGAUGGCGAAUGAGAUAAAUGUUGAAGAAGGAUGGGUUUGUUGUACUUUUCGUUUGGGAAUAAAAGUUAUGCAUUCGUCGUUUUGAAAA